This is a messenger RNA of Limanda limanda (common dab), 2108 nucleotides long. Its product is annotated as eukaryotic translation initiation factor 5A-1-like. Bases 393 to 860 code for a protein of 155 amino acids. Lineage: Eukaryota; Metazoa; Chordata; Actinopteri; Pleuronectiformes; Pleuronectidae. The record is from RefSeq and is a predicted model, not a curated record. The transcript has 5 exons. Gene Ontology annotation, biological process: positive regulation of translational elongation; positive regulation of translational termination. Gene Ontology annotation, molecular function: ribosome binding; translation elongation factor activity; RNA binding.
GGAGCAGGAGCAGGAGAAGGAGAAGGUGGAGAACCAGGCCACUGACGGUUCACACUCGGGAAGCUGCGGGGCUCACACUCUCUUCGGCCCGGCAGCAGACUGUGACUCGAGGGGGAGGACCAGGUGGACGAGGUCAACUCGAAGCCGGACCACACACACACACACAGCGGGGAGAGAAGAGGAGCCAAGCGGACACUAGAGGAAUGAACCCGGCAUCAACCAGCAAAGAAAGAUAGCUGCUCAGAAAGAGGAGAGACAGGGGGGGGGGACAUCCCUAACGGAGCCAGCCAGACGACUCUCCAGCCCGGCGGCAGGGAGGCACCAGAGGAGGUGGAACCAGCGGGAGACGAGGUCACCAGGAGAGGAGAGCUAGCACCACACACUCCGCAGGCAUGGCAGACGCAGACCUGGACUUCCAGACCGGGGACGCAGGGGCGUCCUCCACUUACCCACAGCAGUGCUCGGCCCUGCGCAAAAAUGGCUUUGUUCUGCUGAAAGGUCGACCCUGCAAGAUCGUGGAGAUGUCCACCUCCAAGACCGGCAAGCACGGCCACGCCAAGGUGCACAUGAUUGGUAUCGACAUCUUCUCUGGUAAGAAGUACGAGGACAUUUGUCCCUCAACCCACAACAUGGACGUCCCCAACAUCAAGAGAAUGGAUUACCAGCUCAUUGGGAUCACAGAGGGCUACCUGUCUCUGCUCCAGGACAGCGGCGAGGUGAGAGAGGACCUGAAGAUCCCGGAGGGAGAGCUGGGCAGGGAGAUCGAGAUCAAGCACGAAGCCGGAGAGGAGAUCCUGAUCACCGUUCUUAAUGCAAUGGAGGAAGAAGUCGCCAUCGGCAUCAAAGCCUUGGGUAAAUAAGCCACUGCAGGUAAAUACAGAGCCACAGCAGUUUGGACCCCCCCCUCAUCUAGCACCUUUCCCAACCCUGCCUGAAGAGGAGUGUGUGUGUGUGUGUUUUUGGUUGUGUUUGGGUGUCACACCACAAGCCACCAGCAUGUGCCAUGCCAGUGCAUGUGUGUGUGUGAUAUCAUGUGGAGUUUAUUGUUCAUUGGUGGAGCGGGGGGGGGGGGCAACUCCAGUCAUUUUAAAAUGAGAGAGUUUUUUAGUGUGGAUUUAAAUCUAGAGCCCGAGUGAUGAGGAUUUCUGAGGCUGGAGACGAUACUCAAAAUAGGCAGUAAGAAAUGAUCAACUGAUCAAUUGGGAAAUAUAUAAAUAUUUUUUAAUGUGGCCAUGAUUCUGAAGACGGCGUUAUUAUAUGGCAAAGUAUUAAAGCCAUAUGAAAAAUAUUUGAAUGCCCUGAUAUUACGAGCAAUAAAAUAAGCAGCAAAGAGAACUCGAACCAAUCUCGUUAUUUCUUGAGAAAUAUUAAAAUCCUUUGACUCGCUCGCACUUUACAGGCGACCAGCAACAAACAUGUUUCUUUCUCUAGAAGAGACACAGUUCCUAAGUCCUGAUUCUUAUGAUAAUGUGGUGCUCACCAGGCAAAACACUAAGUAUUUCUUUAUUUAUGAAACCUGAAUCAUAACUCGUUUCUCAUUUUAACACAGGUCGUCUGAUAUUCUCCGUCUAGAGUGAUAUGCAAUCAUAGAUAGAAAAGAAAUGUUUUAUAUUAGAAAACAUAACACAAACACUGUGAAAGCCUCAAAUUGUAUCGGCCGAUUUUAUUGACCAAUCGAUAAAUCAAUCAGGCUUUACUAAUAUCCAUGUGUUAAAUAUAUAUGUUUGUUUGACAUUGGAUUUUAUCCGAGAUUUUAAAAAUGUAUAAUUAAAUGUGAUCAAUGAAACGAUUGUAUGAAAUGAUGGAUUUGCCUUCCCCCUCCGUGUACUUUCUGUCUCAUGUUAACACUAUUAGGAGCAUGUGUAUCAUUUUUGCGUAGCACUUUCAAAAUAUUAAGGAAAGCUUAAGGUUCAUAUUGUAUAUUUUCGAGCUUCCUGUUACUUCCUCGUAGCAUCGUUGUAACUUUCAGGUCAAAACUGUUUUGUGCACUUUCUCACUUGAAAACUGUGGGCUGUGCAAUAAAGUGUCCACACAAAUAAAAGACAGUGUUGUACGUGCAUGUUGCCUCUGAGGAGGCUCCAGCUAAAAACAGCGACUGCUUCAUUAAA